AUUUGGGUCACCGCGCUCUACGUAUGUUGUCUCCGGUACGCAAGCUCUCACCAAAGGUACAUGAUAAAUCCCACAUGCUGUUGCUGCAGUCACUCAGGGGCUUCCUUUUCUGUCAGGCUCUGCCAGGGACUGCUGACCAUUCGAGCUGCACUCGCGCAGGAGGCAGGCAGGCAGGCAUGAAGCAAGAGUUGGAUGUCCGGUUGCCCCAGUGCUCACUGAUGCUGCCCACUAUGCGUGAGUGUAGACAGACCCGGGGCCGUAAGAGGUGCCACCGCCAGCGAUGCCCGAGCUGAGUUCGUUUGACGAGGUCGGGCACAGCCUGCUGAUCCAGUGGCCCACGGUGGUCCACGCGACCGCGUACCAGCUGGAGCUCAAGCAGGAGGACGGCUCCGUGGAGCGCUACACGCGCGUCGCCGCGGAGGGCUCGGGGCCGGACAUGGCUCUGGCCGAGCUGCGCAUCGGCGGCCUCCGGCCAGGGCCCUGCUGCGCCUGCGUGCGGUGCGUGGCGCCGUGCGGGUGCCAGUCGGCGCCCUCUCCCUGGGGCGUGACCAGCGGCUGGGCGCAGCCGGCGUCGUCCGCGGGCUGGAUGCAGCUCAGCCAGCUGUCCGGGGGCUGGCCGCUAGCUCAGCAGCCACAGCUGGCACCUCCGAUGGCGCAGCAGCCCCCAGAAGCACUCAUGUCGGUGCUGCUCUCGACGAACCCGCUGGGCAGCGCCGCCGUAGGCGGCGGGCCAGGCGCCGCCGCCGCGCCGCCGCCUGCCGACGCGGCGCCGGCGGCCGUGGAGGCCGAGACCGCGGAGGGCGUGCUGCGGGCGCCGCCGCGGCGGCUGCCGCUGUCGGCGCCGCCCGCGCACGCGCCGAGCACGCCCCUUGCCGAGCGCGAGACGCCAGCCGCGCCGCGGGAGCCGCCGGAGCCGGCGCUGGACGCGCCAGAUUGGGCGGCGCUGGAGUCUCCCUCCACCUGGAGAUCGCAUGCGAACGCGUUCGAGGCCCCGUCCGCGGCGCCCUUCGAGCGCGAGGCCGUGGAGGCCGUGGUGCUCGACUGA
This is a messenger RNA of Prorocentrum cordatum, 1045 nucleotides long. NCBI's taxonomy places the organism in Eukaryota, Dinophyceae, Prorocentrales, Prorocentraceae. The record is from the annotation of a GenBank genome assembly.